Penicillium taxi is the source of this 222-nucleotide messenger RNA. RefSeq lists its product as uncharacterized. The transcript has a single exon. The record is from RefSeq and is a predicted model, not a curated record. The coding region runs from base 1 to 222 and encodes 73 amino acids. Lineage: Eukaryota; Fungi; Ascomycota; Eurotiomycetes; Eurotiales; Aspergillaceae.
AUGAAGACCGUGAGAGUUCGGUUCUAUCACAGUGGACUACAACUCAAGGAAGACAUCCGGAAAAAGGGCCUCGACGACGUGAUUUUUGAUGCCAUCACUCUCCACGAUCUUACUACUCAGCAUCACGCCCAGUACGGCGGUAGAAACGUGAAAGAUGCGUCUCUAGUGGACUUUGCAGUGCUAGAGGUGUUUCACGGGUCUGGAAGGAGUACGGGAUUUUAA